Messenger RNA from Meloidogyne enterolobii, 1179 nucleotides. The record is from the annotation of a GenBank genome assembly. NCBI's taxonomy places the organism in Eukaryota, Metazoa, Nematoda, Chromadorea, Rhabditida, Meloidogynidae.
UUCUGGAAGGCUUUAGCUUCUUUUAAGCUUUCUAACAAAAUUACUAACACCCCGGCAAUGUCUAAAACCGAACCCAAAAAUGCCGAACGAGUAACUACGUUGAAGAAAAUACUUUGUGCUGGGAAAGGUGAAUUACCCAAUUAUUGUAAGGAUACUAAAGCAAUUUUUCAUUAUGAAGUCUUUUUGCCUCCUAAAACGAAUAAGUUGGAUAAGGAUGAGAUUGAAGAUGCUGAACAGGCCAGGCUGGCCAUAUUUCCUCAGGACAGAUCCCUUUAUGAAUGUAUUGAUAGCACAAAGAAAGACUGGCCGAAUGGUUACGGAAAACCUUUGGAGCUUAUUUUUGGGAAGAAAUUUCAACUGCCUUUGUUUGAAAAAUGUUUGAGGACAAUGCUGGUUGAUGAGAUAAGCCAAUUUGAUGUUUACGAUCCAAACGAACUUAUCACCUUUCCAAUGGUUUCAAAAAAGUUGAGGGAUAUUGGGCAUGCAGAAAAGGACCCAAUAUUCGCCAAAAAAUACGAACAUUCCCAAAAACAUCAAUGUGCUGCAACUGUUACAGAAUUGGGUUAUCCAGAAUUGGACAAACUUUUGAAGGAAGGGCCUAGGCCUACUCGAGUUAUUUUGCAUUUACUUCAAGUUUUGAAGCCUGACCAAUAUAAAGCAGACAAUUGGCAGCUGGACGAAGUUCAACGUUCUAAACAAAUUGAUCAACUUAGAAUUGAAGGGAAUCUACUAUUUUCUGAGAAAGACUACCAAAACGCCUCAUUAAAAUACCGAGAAGCAAUAACCUUAUUAGACCAACUUUUGCUUAAUGAAAAGCCUGGAGAUCCAGAAUGGCUGGAAUUGGACCAAAGAAAUAUUUUUUUGUUUUUAAAUCUUGCUCAAUGUUUUUUGAAUUUGGGACAGUUUUAUGAGGCUAUAAAUUGUGCAAAUGAAGUGUUGAAUAGGGAUCCAAAGAAUGUUAAAGCUUUGUUUAGAAGAGCUAAAGCAAAGAUGCAAAUUUGGGAUUUGGAGGAGGCAGAAUCAGAUUUACACCUUCUAAAGUCUCUGGGAGCAGAUGUAUCUUUAAUUAAUUCCAACCUGAAGCAAUUGGAACAAAAACGGAAAGAAAAAGAAUGUGAACAAUCAAAGGCCUAUAAAGCUAUGUUUAAAGGAGCUUUAAAUUUGGAAGAAGAAAAAUGA